This is a messenger RNA of Suncus etruscus (white-toothed pygmy shrew), 4402 nucleotides long. It is a transcript of the gene AOX1, whose product is annotated as aldehyde oxidase 1. NCBI's taxonomy places the organism in Eukaryota, Metazoa, Chordata, Mammalia, Eulipotyphla, Soricidae. Gene Ontology annotation, molecular function: 2 iron, 2 sulfur cluster binding; FAD binding; iron ion binding. The record is from RefSeq and is a predicted model, not a curated record. Bases 138 to 4154 code for a protein of 1338 amino acids. The transcript is spliced from 36 exons.
GAACUUUGGAUCUUACUCCAGACCUUCUCCUGCGGGCUUGAUCCAAAAGCUCCAUCUCACUUCUCCUACUCCUGCCCCGGAGACUAGGGGGACCGAGGAAGGAUCACAGGUGCCCACGACCAUCCCUGCGGACCACCAUGGAACAGGCAGUCGAGCUGCUCUUCUUUGUGAAUGGCCGUAAGGUGAUCGAAAAAAAUGUUGACCCUGAAAUAAUGCUGUUACCGUAUCUGAGAAAGAACAUCCGGCUCACAGGAACUAAGUAUGGCUGUGGAGGGGGAGGCUGUGGAGCUUGCACAGUGAUGAUAUCUCGAUACAGCCCCAUCACCAAGAAGAUAAGACAUUUUCCAGUCAAUGCCUGCCUGACCCCACUUUGUUCUCUGUAUGGAGCUGCUGUCACCACAGUUGAAGGCAUUGGAAGUACCAGCACCAGGAUUCAUCCUGUGCAGGAGAGAAUUGCCAAGUGUCAUGGCACACAGUGUGGAUUCUGCACCCCUGGGAUGGUGAUGUCCAUCUACAGCCUUCUAAGAAACUGCCCAGAACCCACUUUGGAUCAAUUAACUGAUGCCCUGGGCGGUAACCUGUGUCGGUGCACUGGAUACAGGCCUAUAAUUGAUGCUUGCAAAACUAUCUGUAAACCUUCUGGUUGCUGUCAGAAUAAAGAAAAUGGGGUUUGCUGCUUGGAUCAAGGAAACAAUGGAUUGCCAGAAUUUGAGGAGGAAAAUAAGACAAGCUCACAACUCUUUUCAGAAAAGGAGUUUCUACCAUUGGAUCCAACCCAAGAAUUAAUAUUUCCUCCUGAACUGAAAAUAAUGGCUGAGAAACAAUUACAAAAGACUAGGAUUUUUGUUGGUGAUAGAAUGACCUGGAUUUCCCCAGUAACUCUGAAGGAACUUCUGGAAGCGAAAGCCAAGCAUCCUCAGGCCCCUGUUGUCAUGGGAAAUACCUCUGUGGGGCCUGAAAUGAAAUUUAAAGGAGUCUUUCACCCAGUUAUAAUUUCUCCAGAUAGGAUGGAACAACUAAGCAUUGUGAAAUAUGCAAGCGAUGGUUUGACAUUAGGUGCAGGACUUAGCCUGGCUGAGGUGAAAGACAUCCUGGCCGAUCUAGUCCUGAAGCUCCCAGAGGAGAAGACGCAAAUACACCGGGCCCUUUUGAAACAACUUGGGACGCUGGCGGGGUGUCAGAUCAGGAGCAUGGCUUCUUUAGGGGGCCACAUUGUGAGCAGGCAUCUUGAUUCAGAUCUGAACCCCCUCCUGGCUGUGGGCAACUGUACCCUCAAUUUAGCAUCAAAAGAAGGAGAAAGACAGAUACCUUUUAAUGAGCAAUUUCUUGCAAAGUGCCCCAGCACAGAUCUUAAACCUGAAGAAAUCUUAAUCUCAGUGAACAUCCCUUACUCCAGGAAGUGGGAAUUUGUGUCAGCCUUCCGCCAAGCACAGAGACAAAAGAAUGCUCUUGCAAUAGUCAACGCAGGAAUGAGAGUCUUUAUGGGAGAAGGGGAUGGCAUCAUUAAAGAGAUGGCCAUCUCUUACGGAGGUGUUGGUCCAACCACCAUCUGUGCAAAGAAUUCCUGCCAGAAACUCAUCGGAAGGGUCUGGGAUGAAGCAAUGCUGGAGGCAGCAUGCCAGCUGGUUCUGGAGGAAGUAUCCCUUCCUGGCUCUGCUCCAGGUGGGAAGGUGGAGUUCAAGAGGACCCUUAUCAUCAGCUUCCUCUUCAAGUUUUACCUUGAAGUGUCACAGCUUUUAAAGAAGAUGGAUUCUGCACAUUGUCCUGUCCUUGCAGAGAAUUACAAGAGUGCUUUAGAAGCUCUUCAUUCCAGACAUCACUGGAGUUCAGUGAAAUUUCAGGAUGUAGACACAAAGCAGCUUCCUCAAGACUCGGUUGGCCAUCCUCUCAUGCAUCUCUCUGCAAUCAAGCACGCCACAGGCGAGGCCAUCUACUGUGACGACAUGCCUGCAGUGGACCAGGAACUGUUCUUGACUUUUGUAACCAGUUCAAGAGCUCAUGCUAAGAUUGUGUCCAUUGAUGUGUCAAGAGCCCUCAGCUUGCCCGGUGUGGUGGACAUAGUGACCGAGGAACAUCUUCAGGGAGUAAAUAGCUUCUGUUUUUUAAUGCAACCUGAGAAGCUCCUGGAGUCAAAUGAGGUUUCAUGCGUGGGACAGCUUGUCUGUGCUGUUAUUGCCAAUUCUGAAGUUCAGGCCAAGCGAGCUGCCAAGGAAGUGAAGAUUAUCUAUGAGGAUUUGCAGCCCUUGAUCCUAACCAUUGAGGAAGCCAUUCAACACAAUUCCUUCUUUGAUGAAGAAAAGAAGCUUGAAUAUGGGAAUAUUGAUGAGGGAUUUAAAGCAGCUGAUCAAAUUCUUGAAGGUGAAAUACAUAUGGGAGGUCAAGAACAUUUUUAUAUGGAAACCCAAAGCAUGCUUGUUGUUCCUAAAGGGGAGGAUCAAGAAGUAGAUGUGUAUGUGUCUACACAGUAUCCCAAAGGCAUACAGGACAUAGUUGCCUCAACCUUGAAACUCCCGGCCAACAAGGUUAUGUGCCAUGUAAAGCGCGUUGGUGGAGCCUUUGGCGGGAAGGUUAUCAAGACUGGCAUCAUGGCAGCCAUCACUGCAUUUGCUGCAAACAAGCAUGGCUGUGCCGUACGCUGUGUUCUGGAAAGAGGAGAAGACAUGUUGAUAACAGGAGGCCGUCACCCUUACUAUGGAAAGUACAAAGUGGGAUUCAUGAAGGACGGCAGAAUUGUGGCGCUGGAUAUGCAGCAUUAUUGCAAUGGUGGUGCCUCCCUGGACGAGUCCUUAUUUGUGGCAGAAAUUGGGCUCCUGAAAAUGGACAAUGCUUACAAGUUCCCCAAUCUGCGCUGCCGUGUGUGGGCCUGCAAGACUCACCUUCCCUCCAACACGGCUUUGCGUGGCUUUGGUUUUCCACAGGCUGGGCUUAUCACUGAAGCCUGUAUCACGGAAGUUGCGGUCAAAUGUGGUCUGCCCCCUGAGAAGAUCCGAAAGAUAAAUAUGUACAAGGAAAUUGAUGAGACACCCUACAGACAAGAGAUUGAUGCCAAGAACCUCCUACAAUGUUGGGAGGAAUGUAUGACCAUGUCUUCAUACUCCCUGAGGAAAGAUGCUGUGGAGAAAUUCAACUCGGAGAACUACUGGAAGAAGAGAGGGCUGGCCAUGGUGCCCCUCAAGUACCCUAUUGGCGUCUUAACUCUGGCUGCUGGUCAGGCUGCUGCCCUGAUUCAUAUUUAUCUUGAUGGAUCUGUAUUGGUGACUCAUGGAGGGAUUGAAAUGGGCCAAGGAGUCCACACUAAAAUAAUUCAGGUGGUGAGUCGUGAACUGAAGAUGCCUGUGUCUAAUGUCCACCUGCGUGGUACAAGCACAGAAACUGUCCCGAAUGCAAACGUGUCCGGUGGGUCCGUGGUGGCUGACUUCAAUGGGUUAGCAGUCAAGGAUGCUUGUCAAACUCUCCUAAAACGCCUUGAACCCAUCAUCCGCAAGAAUCCUCAAGGCACUUGGAAGGACUGGGCCCAGGCUGCCUUUAAUGAAAGCAUUAGCCUUUCAGCUACUGGCUUCUUCAGGGGUUAUGAGGCAAACAUGAACUGGGAGACGGGCGAAGGUCAUCCUUUCGAAUACUCAGUCUAUGGAGUUGCCUGCUCUGAGGUUGAAAUAGACUGCCUCACUGGUGCUCAUAAGAAUCUCAGAACCGACAUUGUCAUGGAUAUUGGCUACAGUCUCAAUCCAGCCCUUGACAUUGGUCAGAUUGAAGGUGCAUUUAUUCAAGGCGUGGGACUUUAUACAAUAGAAGAGCUGAAUUAUUCUCCUCAGGGUGUCCUGUACACUCGCGGGCCAAGCCAGUAUAAGAUCCCUGCUGUCUGUGACAUCCCAAUAGAAAUGCAUGUUUCGCUGUUACCUCCAACUCAAAACUCAAAUACCCUGUAUUCGUCUAAGGGUGUGGGGGAGCCUUCACUGUUCCUGGGAUGUUCCGUGCUCUUUGCCAUCCAGGAUGCAGUGCGAGCUGCUCGGCGGGAGAGAGGCUUGAAUGCACCCUUGAUACAGACCAGUCCACUGACCCCAGAGAAGAUUAGAAUGGCCUGCGAAGACAAGUUCACAAAAAUGAUUCCAAGAGAUAAGCCCGGAUCCUAUGUUCCUUGGAAUAUACCUGUAUGAAUCAAAUUUAAAAUGAUGCAGGAAGCAGACUGAUUUUCCAAUGGAGCAGUAAACCAAUAUAAGGCUUAGAGAUAGUUUUCAUGGUCAGAAAUAAUUUCACAGAAUAUUGCUUUUAGAGGAUGCUGAUUUUAAAUGUUCUAUUUAGAUUUUGAUAGAUAUGUUUAAGUAACCUAGAAGUUAUGAUUUAAUGAUAGAAGUGCAUACUGUUUUCUUCUAAAGUGAUAUGAUUCAUUAAUCAGUCCCUUUAA